Messenger RNA from Mesocestoides corti, 4056 nucleotides. NCBI's taxonomy places the organism in Eukaryota, Metazoa, Platyhelminthes, Cestoda, Cyclophyllidea, Mesocestoididae. The record is from the annotation of a GenBank genome assembly.
AUGACGGUGUCCGAGAUUUCGGGUGGUAUACAAUCCUUGAAGGCGGGUGAUCCUUCUGGGCAAAUUCCUUUGGAAAAUCUCCUGUCUGUGGACAGUAUAGAUGGCGCAACAUUUAACGUUACGAUAGUCUUCCCUUCGUCCGAUACUUGUAGUUUACAAGUUGCUGCCUCGGAAAUUGUUCAGGAAAUCUACCGCGCCCUUAUUGAGCGCGAGGAAUCCUGCCACAGGACCUGUUUCUCCCUUCAGUUUAACGGACAAACGCUUGAUAUGUUUACUGAUCUCAAGUCAGUUGAUGGACUUGGUGAAAACUCAGAAAUUCGUGUAUUGGAAGAACGGUAUACUACGCGUGAGGUAAGGAACCACGUAAGACAUGUCCACGACAUACUCAACAGCAUAAAGUUGCGCGACGCAUAUGCUGGACGGGAACAAAUGUCUUUGUCUUUCUUGAGUUCAGUUACUUUGGGGGACAUUUUAGAGCGAAAGCCAAACAAAUCUGAUAUCUCGCCUAGCUUUUUACCUCCGGCAUAUAUUUUGCCUAAAAGCUCCAAUGUGGAGGUUCCGAUUCUCCCAUUGCAUCCUCUGUCUAAAGAAGAAAACGACUUAGAAUGCGUUCAACAGCUUAAUUACAGUAACUGGAAUCCACCUCCAGCCCCGCGUCGCCUAGCCGGAGAUUUGCUUUACCUUAUUGUGCAUACACUUGAAGGUAAACGUUGCCAUAUCACGGCUUGUCCGCGUGGCUUCUACGUCAAUCAAACAACAGAUGAAGAAUUCAACCCAGCCCCGGUGCAAAACGCCUAUGUAGCACAUUCUCUUGUGGACUUGUUAAAGCAGCUGAGUCCCGCUUUCAAGAAGGCCUUUGAAACAUUGCUUAAACGAAGGGCGAACAAGCAUCCAUUCGAAAGAUUGCCUACUCCUUACCAGGUUUAUUCCUGGCUUACUCCGCAAUGGGAACAUACUCCGGACUCUGUCAGGAAGGAAGAAUCCUUUGCGUCCAGAAUGGCCUGGGAAGAGAAUUUGCCCGGUCAGACUCGUGACUGGAAUGACGAACUGCAGGCAACACGCGAACUUCCGCAAUCUACUAUCAACGAUCGCCUAAUGCGUGACCGAGCCGUAUUCAAAUCUAACAGUGAUUUCGUCGCUGCUGCCGCACGAGCCGCUAUCAGUGUCGUAAAGGGCGAUAUCAUGGCCAUAAAUCCCGGUGAAACACGUCGACAACAAAUGUUUAUUUGGAAUAACAUGUUCUUUUCCCUCGGUUUUGAUGUCAAGGAUCACUACAAAGAUUUCGGUGGCGAUGCAGCUGCUUACGCAGCCACAUCAAGCGACCUAAAUGGUGUCCGGGCGUAUUCCAUGUUAGACCAGCCUGGACUAUGCACCCUUGGGACUGCAAUUAUCGACUAUUGUGGUUAUCGUGUAACCGCUCAAACAAUAAUUCCAGGAAUUCUCGAAAAAGAACAGGAACAACUUGUUGUCUAUGGGUCGAUCGAUUUCGGUAAAACAGUGGUUGGAGAUGAGAGGUACAAUGGACUUCUUGCUAAGACUGCUAAACACCUCAAGAUCCGUCCCCACAAAGUUGUGGACAAAUCAGGUAAAGAGAUUGAACUUUUUUCUUCGGUGGACUGCAAAGGCAUCGUAGGCACUGACAAUCGGACUUACAUACUCGACUUGCUUCAUACAUUCCCACCGGAUCUCAACUACAUGGGGGGUGCGCCACCCUCCUCUCGCCCUGUUCUUAGUGACGAAAUGCUCAACCUCGGCUACCCUUACACCCACCGGCAUCUGUUGCCCUCCCUUCGGCAGGAGCUACUUGAUGCUUUUUGCGAGUCUCGUCACGAGGAAUUUUUGAAAGUUGCGGCUCGCGAACUCCAAAACCUCCGUUCUACUUCUCAGUCGGAUUCUAAAUCUUCAUCUAAGGUGGAGGAAAUUGAUGAAAAAGAGGUGGAGAGUUCGAUCGCCGACGAAAACAACGUUCUUCUUCUCAAUGCGGACACUACGGUCAAAUCUGUACAAAAUUUCAUGCUCCAGGAUAAAUGCGCUACUUCAGUCCAACGCGCCAGAGCUUCAGAAAAUGGCAUCAUUUCAGAAGUUCGGAAAGCUUUAGAGGGGGCAGUGGAUGGAACCGGAGAAGGUGAGAUGGAAACCAAAGAAGCCAUCCAAAAAGCUGCGGAAUCCUUCGGAUCGUUGUCCGUUUCCCAAUUUCAGCUAGCCUUCAACCCUGACGUCUAUCAGCCAAACGUUACCUUUGCCCAAGACGAAUUGGCGGCCAUUCAGAACGAUGAAGCGCUGGUGCGGGAUAUUUGUGAGUUCCUCGUCCUUCGGCAAAUCCCCGCCUUCAUCCAGGACUGCCUGACUUUUACAGUCAUGCCGCAGGAUGGACGCGCUUUGGUCGAAAUUCUACACCAGAGGGGCAUCAAUGUUCGCUAUCUAAACAGAUUGAUCGAAAUGCUUGCGGACAAGGAAAACCUAACGUACAUUCGAAGACUUGCAAUUUGCGAAGUUGUGAUUCGCUCUGCCAAGCAUUUGUUCAAGCUGUAUAUCCAGGAAGUGGACCCACUGUUCGUCUCUGCUGCAAUCGCCCACUUUCUCAAUUGCCUUCUUACUGCGUGUCCUCUACUCCAGCCAAUGGCGGGUAUCGAUGAGCAAAUUCAAAAGAUGGUCAAGGUCAAGAAGGGGAAAAAACGCGGAAAGUCGGUGCGCGACUCCUCUGAGGAAAUGUCUUGGACCAAUGAAACACCUUCCUCUCUUUGGGCCAGUCUAAACAAGGAAGCCAAGGAGUACUACCACAUCGAUUUGCAAUUGUCGGAUGUAGACGCCUUCUGUCAGACUCAUCAGGUCCCGCGCACUCAGAUGUUGCGGUCCUUCUGUCAGUCCGUUGGGAUUCAAUUGGCCCUCCACGAAUAUGCCCUGGCACCGCCCAAUGGCGCCCACCAUCAUUCUCGUCCGGUGUUUACGCUCGACGACGUGGUGUCCCUCUACCCCAUUGUUAAGCACCUUCAUCCUCACGCCACGGAUGCCUACACCUACUUCAACACCGGCCAAGCCAGGAUCUCCGCGGGCUACCUGCAAGAGGGCUUCGAGUUGAUCUCGGAGGCUCUGAAUCUGCUGAACACGGUUUACGGGCCGAUUCACCCCGACACUGGGUCGUGCAACAGGCUGCUUGCUCGCCUCUCCUACGUCAUGGGCGAACACCAGGCUGCUCUGCUUUUCCAGCAGCGCGCAACUAUGAUCAGCGAACGUGUCCACGGAAUCGACAGUCCUAGCACAGCAGCUGAAUACGUACGCUUUUGUGCAGUGGUGCUACGACAGCUGUUUAGCACUAUAAUUCACAUGGCAUUGUACUGUUUUGCCUGCGGACAUGUGCCGAUUGCUUUCCAAUUGCUCUACCGCGCCCGAUACUUGGCGUUGUUGUGCCACGGCGAAAAUCACCCGGAGAUUGCCCAAAUCGACGUUAAUAUAAGCCUCAUGCUGCAUGCCGUCGAUGAGUUCGAUACCUCCGUGGUCUUCCUUGAGAAUGCCCUUCAUCUUAGUAAGAUUUUUUACGGUGAGAAGAGUCUGAAGGAGGCCUUCAAUUGUCAUCUCCUGAGUCGAACGCACGCCUACCGGGGUGACUUCCGAUCGGCGCUGGAAUACGAGAAGCGUCGCUACACAAUUUACCUGGAGCGGUUUGGCGAAAGCAGCGACUACACCAAGGACAGCAACGAGUGUCUCCGCACACUGACUCAACAGGCCGUCACCGCCGCACGUCAGCUGCAGAAACCCCUCAUUCUCAAUGGCGCCCAAACCGGCAACAACGCGAGCGAGAGGUCAAAGCGAGGAGCACCGAUAAAGGAUGGUCGGCUUGAUUUCGGCCAGACCCUACCUGCGCCAAACUUUGUGUCCAUUCUGGACACGUUGAACAGAGUGAAUGGGAUCUUCUACCUCCAGAUAAGCCAAUCUCAGAAAGAAGGAGGAAGCCAUGGAUUCAAUGGACAAAAACCAAGCACCGUUGAGAUCACUGCCGCGGGCGACGAAAGCGCUCCCUCCACCGAAACCCCUGUUGCUGCUGCACCAACCGACUAG